GUUGAUGUUCACUGCAAAACGGCAGAGAGACCGCCCUGCUCCGCUAACGAACCCUCCACCCUCCGAUCACAUUCAUCCCUUUUCCUGCCGAUAUCACGAAGAUUAUUAGUGACUUUAUAACCGGCGGAGCUUCAUCGUUGCACACACAGCGAAAGGUCCCGCCGACGAGCUGCUAACGAGAAGCUAACGGGAAGCUAACGGGAAGCUAACGAGGAGCUAACGGGAAGCUAACGAGUUGAUGUCGGGCGGACCUCCUCUGAGCUCGGAUAUUUCUACGACGAGCUGGCGUCUCUUUAUCCCAUCCUGCCCGUCAACUUACUGCUCAGGGGCUUCACACACUCGGUCAUCGUCGCUCUGUCCGUCUGCUCAGCGGCUGCGUCAGAACAGCCUGACGCCUGUCACCAACGGACACAACCAGCCAAAGCUCAUGGUAAGAACAGCGCAGGGAUCUUAGAGCCGCACGUUCAGCAGAUUCGCUGCGCUGCCUUCACGUACCGAGCCAAGAAGUGUUCAGAGCGAGGAGACGGUCCUCGACACGGAGCCGCGAAGCUAGCGAUGCCCGGAUCCACGCCGGCCAGCAGCAAGGCUCGGGUGUACACCGACGUCAACACACAGAAGAACAGAGAGUACUGGGACUAUGACGCACACGUGCCAAACUGGAGCAAUCAGGACAACUAUCAGCUGGUUCGUAAACUGGGCAGAGGGAAGUACAGCGAAGUGUUCGAGGCCAUAAAUGUGACCAACAACGAGAAGGUGGUGGUGAAGAUCCUCAAGCCGGUCAAGAAGAAGAAGAUCAAACGAGAGAUCAAAAUUCUUGAGAACCUGCGUGGAGGAACUAACAUCAUCCGCCUGGUGGACACGGUCAAAGACCCAGUGUCCAGAACUCCAGCGCUCGUCUUUGAGUGCAUCAAUAACACAGACUUUAAGGAACUUUACCAGAAGCUGACGGACUACGAUAUCCGAUACUACAUGUACGAGCUGCUCAAGGCUCUGGACUACUGUCACAGUAUGGGCAUCAUGCACCGGGACGUGAAGCCGCACAACGUGAUGAUCGAUCACCAGCUCAGAAAGCUGCGUCUCAUAGAUUGGGGGUUGGCAGAGUUUUACCAUCCCGCUCAGGAAUACAACGUCAGGGUGGCCUCUCGUUACUUUAAAGGCCCCGAGCUGCUAGUGGACUAUCAGAUGUAUGACUACAGUUUGGACAUGUGGAGUUUAGGCUGCAUGUUGGCCAGCAUGAUCUUUCUGAAGGAGCCAUUUUUUCACGGCCAGGACAACUACGACCAGCUGGUCCGAAUCGCUAAAGUUCUGGGCACCGAUGAGCUUUUCGGCUACCUGCACAAAUAUCACAUAGAGCUGGACACUCGCUUUAAAGACCUGCUGGGACAACAAACCCGUAAGCGCUGGGAGCAGUUCAUCCAGUCUGAGAACCAACACCUGGUCAGUCCUGAGGCUCUGGACCUGCUGGACAAACUGCUGCGCUACGACCACCAGCAGAGACUGACGGCUGCCGAGGCCAUGCAGCACCCCUACUUCUAUCCUGUGGUGAAGGAACAUGCAAACGCCAACACAGACGGCACGAAGGCCAUCAGCGGCUCUAACGCUACAUGAUGAGCGGAGAGCAGGAAGAAUCUUUGUUACCUCAACGUGUGACCUUUUCGUGGCAGAACUUUCUGCCUCCACAUCGACAGCCAUACAGGAGCAAGAUGUCAGUUUAACACAAACACACAGAUUAUACGUCUCCCUGCAGCCUGGGGAUCUGCGCUGCUGGGUCCACGUCACAGAUAAACAGGAUCUGGACUCAGGUCUGACCCCCCUCCCUCCUCUCCUCCCCCCUCUCCCCCUCCCUCCCUCCCUCCUGUUUGUAAAGAGUGAGCAGAGCGACUGUGGUUGGAUCCGUGUCACGCCGGUGUUGUGCUGUAAAGACGUUUGUCGGUCAUUACGACGCUGAGCUGAGCUGAGAUCCAGCUCCAGGCUUUAGCACGGAGCGGCUCGGAGGCUCCGCUCUGCUCUGAUAGAACAAAAGCUAUAUUAAGAGAAUAAACCAUUUUUAUUUAAAGGA
This is a messenger RNA of Labrus bergylta (ballan wrasse), 2059 nucleotides long. It is a transcript of the gene csnk2a2a, whose product is annotated as casein kinase 2, alpha prime polypeptide a. Gene Ontology annotation, molecular function: protein serine/threonine kinase activity; ATP binding. Gene Ontology annotation, cellular component: nucleus; cytosol; protein kinase CK2 complex. NCBI's taxonomy places the organism in Eukaryota, Metazoa, Chordata, Actinopteri, Labriformes, Labridae. The record is from RefSeq and is a predicted model, not a curated record. Gene Ontology annotation, biological process: regulation of chromosome separation; peptidyl-threonine phosphorylation; peptidyl-serine phosphorylation.